UUCUCCAGACCCUAGUAGAAAGCAACAACCACGCCUUCCGCGCAAAACCCUCCCGGCUCAGACUCGUCUGUUGCAGCUCCUCCUCCGCCGCCGCCGCCGCCCCCGCCCCGCAUCGGUUUCCCUCCUACCCUCCGCCGGUAGCCGAAAGCAAGAUGGUUCUCCAGAACGACAUCGACCUCCUCAACCCGCCGGCAGAGCUCGAGAAGCUCAAGCACAAGAAGAAGCGCCUCGUCCAGUCCCCCAACUCCUUCUUCAUGGAUGUCAAGUGCCAGGGAUGCUUCAGCAUAACCACUGUUUUCAGCCACUCCCAGACUGUUGUUGUGUGCCCAGGCUGCCAAACUGUCCUCUGCCAGCCCACAGGAGGAAAGGCGAGGCUCACGGAGGGCUGCUCUUUCCGCCGGAAGGGAGACUAGAGCGGGGUCUGUUAGUACUGGAUCGGUUGUCAAUCUACAGCAUGUAGUCUUCAAGUUUUGCUCUAUGCUAGUGUCAUGAAUUGCCUUAGCUAAGGCUUUCCAUAAUGUUGUUCGACUGCUGCUAUGUAUUGCUAUUGCAUGUUGGCUAUUGCUAGACUUUUGCUGGUUUGGUUCAGAUCAUGAUUUGAAUUAUAUUUAUGCUAUUGACGAUAUUUGGUGACA
Sorghum bicolor (sorghum) is the source of this 635-nucleotide messenger RNA. RefSeq names its product 40S ribosomal protein S27. The transcript is spliced from 4 exons. Gene Ontology annotation, molecular function: RNA binding; structural constituent of ribosome. The record is from RefSeq and is a predicted model, not a curated record. Gene Ontology annotation, biological process: translation; ribosomal small subunit assembly. Lineage: Eukaryota; Viridiplantae; Streptophyta; Magnoliopsida; Poales; Poaceae. The coding region runs from base 153 to 413 and encodes 86 amino acids. Gene Ontology annotation, cellular component: cytosolic small ribosomal subunit; ribosome.